Messenger RNA from Xenopus tropicalis (tropical clawed frog), 1515 nucleotides. RefSeq lists its product as uncharacterized. The record is from RefSeq and is a predicted model, not a curated record. NCBI's taxonomy places the organism in Eukaryota, Metazoa, Chordata, Amphibia, Anura, Pipidae. The coding region runs from base 302 to 1039 and encodes 245 amino acids. The transcript is spliced from 2 exons.
UCCAUUGUUACCUGUAGGAAACAGGGGGAGCAUGAGUCAAAAAACAAAUAAGCAAUAAAUACCAACAUAAAUAUUGCAUUUGGUUGUAGUAAAGUAGUACUGCUUACCAAGUGAUGAGUACUUUGUGGCCGAAAAUUCGUGAUGAAACGAAUAGAUUCUUCCAGGUUUCCACGACGGUUACCCGUCCGUUCGUUGCUAGGGAACACUGGAACGAACGGUCGUAUUUAUCGUAGUUUUUUCUAACAGGCUCCGCCUACUUCCGUUUGCGACGUCAGACAGACGGGCGCAGUAUUGUGGAGACAUGAAGGUGCGAGGUGAGAAAAGCAAGUCAACAGCUAAGAGAAUGCAAAAUACUGAUGAAAGGAGAGAUGCAGGUGUGAAAGAUGGGGGGGACAGAAGGCCUACUGCUGAGGAUGAUGGUGGCAGGAGAAAGGCUACAGCUAUGUCCAAACAGGAGAUGGUGCACAUGGUAUCCAUUAUGGAAAAAAAAGAUUACGAUUGUAAAAGUGGAGAGUAUUCCAGGCCCAAUACAAGGAAAAAUCAUAUCCUGGAUAUAGUAAUCCACGGGCUUGAGAGGAAGUUUGGCGUUAGCAGAUCGAAAGAUCAGCUCCGCAAAAGGUGGUCAGAUUUAAAACUGAGAGAAAGAGACCAACUGGAAACCAUUAGGCGGAUCAUUAAAAAAAAAGACAAGCGUAAAAAAUUGCUGCAAACCCAUCGCAAUCAUAGACGGUGUGCCUCUUCUUCUGCAUCUUCUUCUAUGCGGAAGCCUCAGAUUCCGGUGCCUGGUGCCAGUGAGAAGGAUGAUGAUGUAGAGACGGACCAUAAUGAGUCUGAUGAGCAUGGUCAUAAGAGCCAGGAAAUAGAAAGCACGGGAAUAGAAAGGCAGGAAAUAGAAAGCAAUGAGCCAGAUAUCGAGCCACAAUCCAGCGAUACCUCAGACGUUAAAGAAAUCCAUGAGGAAACAGUCUGUGACACUGCACCUAGCAGCCCGUGCAUCCUAGUUAGCAGUACAGGUAGGUUUACCAUACUGUGCAUUUGAUUACUACCAAGCAGGCUAGCCAAAAAUAACCAAUACUAUUUUUCACAUUAUAAUACUAUUUGUCACAUUAUUUCACAGAAGAAAGUAUGGCAGCGCAAAAUGUGUUGUACCUUUGUAUUGCGGAACAGCCAGACCUUGAGACUCCAACGGAGAUUUCCAAUACAGAAAUCAACCAAGGGCCAGAUCCGAACAAUCCCAAUGUUGUGGAAGAUAUACAAAAAUGCAAAAUACUGUUGGCAACCAUAAAACAAUCUGUCAAAGUAAUAGAAACAACACUUGAAAGCAUAUGCCAAAAGGUUUGCAAUACUGGUGAAUAGUAUUGUUCUUCUUGUGCCUCUUCUUCAAAGACAAGCGUUGCUAGUAUUUUCAGAUGUUUUCAAAACGCGAUUGCGUUCUAUUCCAAUUUUAUGUUUUUCUUAAAUACAAUACUAUCUCAAAUAAAUAUUUGAAAUAUAUAUAUUUCAAAACAAAUUGGU